GAAUCCAUGAGUAUUCCAUUUCUGCUUCUAGCUUUUUUUGUUCAACAAUGCUUCACUGUGAGCCUUUAUCAUCCUUUAGACCCUCUCAAUUCCACUGAAAUCAACCGCAUAAAGCUCAUAAUUCAGAAGUCUAAGCUUGGUGCCCUUCCGAACCUAACCUUCCAUUCGGUUGAUCUCGAAGAGCCAGACAAAAGAUUUGUUAUCCAGUGGUUAUCUGCCAGGAAACAGGCUAAAUUUGAUCUUCCUCGUCAAUCCAAGGUAGUUGUUCGAGCUGCGGGCGAGACGCAUGAACUUGUUGUAGACUUGGGCAGUGACUCAAUCAAGUCACACCAUAUGUACCCAGGUCACGGUUAUCCUCCAUUAACUUUCAAUGAGCUCUUCCAAGCUAGCCAAUUGCCUUUGAGUUAUCCCAUAUUCAAGAAUGAAAUAAAGAAAAGGGGCUUAAAUUUGUCCGAAGUUUCCUGCAUACCAUUUACAGUUGGCUGGUAUGGGGAACUUGUUACCAAAAGAGCUCUUAGAGUUCAAUGCUUCUACCGAGGGGGAUCAGUUAAUGUGUUUGCUAGGCCUAUUGAGGGAAUCAGCAUGCUAGUGGAUGUCGAUGAAAUGAAAAUUACAGUGUACAUUGACAGACGACUUAGAGUUCCUUUGCCCAAAGCUGAAGGUACAGACUUUAGAUCUCCAAAGAGGAAGCCUGAUUCCAUCAUAUGCAAUCUAACCAACGCCAGGCUGACCACAGAAGGCCACAAAGUGAAAUGGGGUAAUUGGGUUUUUCAUUUAAGUUUUGAUGCUCGAGCUGGCAUAGUCAUAUCAACAGCUUCUAUAUUUGAUGCCAAAUUAAACAAGUUUCGUCGCAUACUUUAUAGAGGCCAUGUAUCAGAGACAUUUGUUCCAUAUAUGGAUCCCACAAGUGAAUGGUAUUUUAAGACCUUCAUGGAUAUCGGUGAAUUCGGAUUCGGACGAGCCGCGGACACCCUCCAGCCACUGAUCGACUGCCCUGCCAAUGCCAAGUAUAUAACUGGGUAUGUAGCUGGAGCAGAUGGGCAGGCACAGGAAUUCCCAAAUGUGAUAUGCAUUUUUGAGAGGUACGAUGGGAAUGUAGCAUGGAGACACACAGAAAUAAAUGUUCCUGGAAAAGUGAUAAAAAGCGGGGAACCUGAAAUAAAUUUGGUGGUUCGGAUGGUGGCUACUGUUGGAAAUUAUGACUAUGUUCUAGAUUGGGAGUUUAAAAAUAGUGGCACCAUCAAAGUUGGGGUGCACCUUACUGGCAUCUUGGAAAUGAAAGCCACGUCAUAUACUAAUAAUGACCAAAUAAUACAAAACGUUUACGGCACGUUGGUGGCUGAUAAUACCGUUGCCGUUAACCACGACCAUUACGUGACCUAUUAUCUUGACCUUGAUAUUGAUGGUGAUGACAAUUCCUUCGUCAAAUCUAAAUUGCAAACGGCACGAGUAACGAACAAUGACAUCUCUCCGAGAAAAAGUUAUUGGACGGUUGUCAGAGAAACCGUCAAAAGAGAAGCCGAGGCUAGGGUUCGGCUGGGUGUAGAGCCAGCGGAGCUGUCAGUUGUUAAUACUAACAAGAAAACAAUACUUGGGAACCAUGUGGGUUACCGGCUGCUUCCCGGACAACCGGUUGCUUCCCUUUUGUCAGAUGACGAUUAUCCGCAGAUUAGAGCAGCUUACACCAAGUAUCAAAUUUGGGUAACGGCCUAUAACAAGUCAGAGAGAUGGGCUGGCGGAUUUUACGCUGAUCAGAGCCGAGGAGACGACGGAUUAGCCGUCUGGAGCCGCAGGAACAGAGAGAUUGAAAACAGAGAUAUAGUGAUGUGGCACACAGUUGGGUUCCAUCACAUUCCAUGUCAAGAAGAUUUCCCAGUAAUGCCAACCAUUCAUGGUGGAUUCGAGCUACGACCCACUAAUUUUUUCGAAAGCAAUCCAUUGCUAUGGCAGCCCUCUGAUAAUAGCACAAUCAACUUGGGUUUCAGCAUUAUUGCUGGUACUAAUUCUUCAUGGCUGUCGUCCUCCGGAGAUUUUGCUUUUGGUUUCUAUCGUCUUGUUAGCGGUCUGUUUCUUGUUGGAAUUUGGUUUGAUAAAAUUCCAGAAAAAACACUUGUUUGGUCAGCAAAUCGUGAUGAUCCAGCUCAGUUUGGGUCAGCCAUUAAUCUGACUCUUAAUGGCCAACUUGUUCUCCAACAUUCAAAUGGGACAGCUUUCUUAAUCUAUAAUGGCACGUCUACCUCUUCGGCUUUGAUGCAAGACAGUGGCAAUUUUGUUUUACGAGAUUCUUCCUCCAGAAACAUCUGGGAGAGUUUUGAUACUCCUACAGACACCAUAUUAUUGGGCCAAAACCCUGUUAUGGGGAAAAAGCUGUACUCUAACGCUAAUGGGUCAGUUGACUUUUCAGUGGGACGAUACAGGUUGGAGCUUCAGCCGGAUGGCAAUGUUGUUCUGUCUGCUUUCAGAUUUGCUGAUCCUGGUUACUGGAAUACUGGACUCUCAGAUGACAAAAAUGUCAGUUUGAUUUUCAACCAGAGCACAGCUUUACUGUAUGUUGUGAAGACGAAUACUAUUACAUUCAGUAUGCCAGCAAAUGUGCCAACUCCUAUUGAAGAUUACUACCACCGAGUAACUAUCAAUGAUCGUGGAAAUCUCCAACAAUUGGUUCAUCAUAAACGAGAUGGCAGUGGGUGGGUCGUUGUGUGGCAGGCCAUUAAAGAGCCUUGCACUGUCAAAAACAUUUGUGGCGUGUUUGGCUUAUGCAGUUCAGAUGAUAAUACAGCAUUCAUCUGCACAUGCUUGCCUGGAUAUUCACUAAUUGAUCCAAAUAUUCCCUCCAAAGGAUGCUAUCCUAAUGUGGUUGUAGAUUUUUGUGAUGCAAAUUCUUCAGCUUCAGGUUUCACUAUUGAAAAACUUGAUAAUGUCGAUUUCCCUAAUGGAGAAUUUGCAGACAUGGCCGUAAUCACAACAACGGAUAUAAAUAGUUGCAGGAAGGCAGUGAUGGAUGAUUGUUUGUGCACGGCUGCUGUUUGGGUCGGCUCUAGUUGUCUUAAGAAGAGGAUGCCCCUAGUGAAUGCCAUAAGAAGCAAUCCUGCUUCCAAUAAUAGGGUGGCAUUCAUCAAAGUUCCUGAAAUUAAUAACCAGGAAAAUGAAUUUCCAUCCCAGGUUGCUCUGCUAGCAAGCCUUUUAUCAUGUUCAAUAUUGGCAUUAAUUUUUGGAAGCAUUGCAAUUUAUCACCACCCUUCUAUGCAGACUUACAUAUCUCCAAAGCCAUCUUCAAAGCCAUUAGAGAUAAAUUUGAAGGAGUUCUCAUUCCGGGCAUUGCGUGAAGCAACAAAUGGGUUCAAGAACAAACUUGGCCGAGGAGCAUUUAGUACUGUCUACAGUGGGGUUAUAACCUUUAACGGUGAAGAGGUUGAAGUUGCUGUGAAAAAACUGGAGAAUGUGGUUGAUCGGGGUGAGGAGGAGUUUUUGACAGAAGUUCAAGCCAUCGGCCGUACUCAUCACAAGAAUCUCGUUCGACUGUUGGGAUUUUGCAAUGAGCACAAUCAUCGACUUCUAGUAUAUGAACUCAUGAAAAAUGGAACUCUAUCUAGUUUCCUUUUUGGAGAAGAAAAACCCAGUUGGGAUUACAGAGUCCAGAUUGUGCUUGACAUUGCAAGAGGCUUGUUAUAUUUGCAUGAAGGGUGCAACAGUGGAAUCAUUCACUGUGACAUAAAGCCAAAGAAUGUUCUUCUUGACAAAAAUUAUACAGCUAAAAUCGCAGAUUUUGGCCUAGCAAAGUUGUUGAAGAAAGAUCAAAGUUUAACUAACACCAAUAUGAGGGGAACAAUGGGAUAUAUGGCACCAGAAUGGCUCAAGAAUGCACCAGUUACAGCUAAGGUGGAUGUCUACAGCUUUGGAGUCAUGUUACUAGAGAUAAUAUUUUGCCGAAGGCACACAGAGUUGCAUCGAGUUGAUGAAGCUAUGCAGGUUGAAGAAAUGAUUCUUACAGAUUGGGUACUAUGGCAUGUCAGAGCUGGGAAUUUAGAGGCAAUUGUGAGUCAUGAUCAAGAAGCUUUGAGAAAUUUUAGAAGUUUUGAAAGAAUGAUUAUGGUAGGAAUAUGGUGCCUGCGUCCUAAUCCAGUUAAUAGACCACCCAUGAAGAAAGUUAUGCAGAUGUUGGAAGAAACUACUGCAGUCGGUGUUCCACCGGUUGAUACACAGUUUUAAGAAAUUCACUAUGUUCUCUUUUUGGGUUCAAUUAUACUAUAUGUAUAACUUUAAUAUGUAAUUUUAUAUAUAAAUAAUAAUAUAUUAUUAUAUAAUUAAGUAUUA
Messenger RNA from Mangifera indica (mango), 4314 nucleotides. Its product is annotated as G-type lectin S-receptor-like serine/threonine-protein kinase LECRK4. The coding region runs from base 7 to 4209 and encodes 1400 amino acids. Gene Ontology annotation, biological process: amine metabolic process; protein phosphorylation; recognition of pollen. The transcript has 5 exons. The record is from RefSeq and is a predicted model, not a curated record. Gene Ontology annotation, molecular function: primary methylamine oxidase activity; ATP binding; protein kinase activity. Lineage: Eukaryota; Viridiplantae; Streptophyta; Magnoliopsida; Sapindales; Anacardiaceae.